This is a messenger RNA of Impatiens glandulifera, 1032 nucleotides long. RefSeq names its product sec-independent protein translocase protein TATB, chloroplastic-like. Gene Ontology annotation, cellular component: membrane. The transcript has 5 exons. Gene Ontology annotation, biological process: protein transport by the Tat complex. The record is from RefSeq and is a predicted model, not a curated record. Bases 104 to 814 code for a protein of 236 amino acids. NCBI's taxonomy places the organism in Eukaryota, Viridiplantae, Streptophyta, Magnoliopsida, Ericales, Balsaminaceae.
GGUGGGUGAACUCAGUGUUGAAUUGGGUCCUCAUGAUGACUCGGGCUAGCCUUCUUCGUUCAAGCUGAAACGAAGAAAUUUGAGGUCUACCGUUUAGCAAAAAAUGAUAGCAACAAUGACUGCUUCUUCUCCUACUUGUUGUAUAUCUUCUUCUUCUACUCCCUCCUCAGGAUUAUGGAAUCAUAGACCCAUUUGUCGUCUUCCAUCUGCUUCUUCUUCUGUAGAUUCCCACCCCAAAUGCCGAUGGAAUCCUCAACAACAGGGUUUGACUUCCUUCUCGUCUUGGGAUGGUCUCAGGCUUCUGGGUGUCUCAAUUCCCAAACAAUCUGCAAAAAUUGAGAGGAAGAAGGCGUUUAGGAGAUGUAAAGGAAACAACGGCGUGAAUGCUUCUCUCUUUGGAGUUGGAGCUCCUGAAGCCUUGGUGGUUGGUGUCGUGGCCUUAUUGGUCUUUGGCCCUAAGGGUCUUGCUGAGGUUGCUAGGAAUUUGGGGAAGACAUUGCGUGCUUUUCAACCCACAAUCAGAGAGCUGCAGGAUGUUUCCAGGGAAUUCAAGAGCUCUCUUGAGCGAGAGAUUGGUCUUGAUGAAACUCAAGAACAAUCGCGAAGAAUGUAUACUUCAAACACCAUGGAUUUCACUUCGGUUUCUCAAACAGACACUGAUGAUCCAGUUGGUAUCCCUUCUUCAAAAAGAACCAGUGAAGAAGAUGAAUACUCCAAGUUAGCAGAAGAGCAAUUGAAAGCAUCUUCUGUUGCUCAACAGCAGAAAGAAACACCUCCUCCUCUAGAGUCCAAUCAGUCUGAUUUACAAACUUGAAGAAGAAAGAAGAUUUCUGCCUUUUUCAUGUCUCUGAGUUUUGUGGAUCUUAGGAACAUAUGAUUUUUUGUAACCAUAAGUAAGAAAUGACAACAAACAUCUGUGACAAAAAUAUAUGCAUUCUGAGCUAGUAUUGUUGUUUUGAACUUAUGUGUAAAUCUGUGUUCAACGCCUAAAAGGGUACACUUCUUAAUAAGCUUUCAACUGCUUACUUAUGA